Molecule: messenger RNA, 2911 nt
Organism: Sebastes umbrosus (honeycomb rockfish)
Lineage: Eukaryota; Metazoa; Chordata; Actinopteri; Perciformes; Sebastidae
Gene: suox
Product: sulfite oxidase
Exons: 5
Coding region: 16-1962 (648 amino acids)
Cellular component (GO): mitochondrion
Molecular function (GO): molybdenum ion binding; heme binding; oxidoreductase activity
Source: RefSeq, a predicted model, not a curated record
UGAGAUCAUUAUUUCAUGCGGGUUUAUAGGCUUUUUCAUUUGCCUCGCCUGUACUGUAGAAACGCUCUGGUGGUUGCCGACAUUAACGAGCUUAUCUUGAACGCCUCUCGGUCGGUCAACUGGUGUUUGUGUAACACAGAGCUGAGAGAGCAACGUGUUUACACCGGGUUACCUCUUCCGUUGAGAGCAUCAUCGAGUACAAGCAGGAGGACUGACACCACAGAAAACAUCAGUGCAAUGCUGCUUCUCAGACGCUGCCACAGCCUGACUCGAUUUGGCCCUCUCAACACUCAAAGGCAUCAAGUGGCACCUGCUGUGGCGUCGUGUGCAGCUCGUCUCUGGAGCAGCAGCAGCAGUGAGGACCAGAGAUCGUACCAGCGUGCCCACAGGCCCAGCUGGAGACAUGCCCUGGCAGGACUGCUGGCUGGUACUGGGGCUGUACUGGCUUAUGGCCUCCACCACCACAAGGCUGAGCAGGAAGACGUCAUUAGAGGGCAGACCAUAGAGAAGACCUCAGUGUUUCCCAUCUUCAGCCAGGAAGAGGUCACCAGUCACCGCUCUCUGGAAGACGGCGUGUGGGUCACUUACAAAGGUGGCGUCUAUGACAUCACUGAGUUUGUGGCCAUGCACCCUGGCGGGGAUAAAAUCUUGCUGGCGGCAGGUGGAGCCCUGGAACCCUUCUGGGCGCUGUAUGCUGUACACAACCAGGAACAUGUGCUGGAAAUGCUCUCAGAGUAUAAGGUUGGUGAACUGAGUGCAGAAGACCUGAAGAAGCAGAGGGCUAUUCAGACAUCGGACCCGUACUCUUCUGACCCCGAGCGUCACCCCGCCCUGCGCAUCAACAACCUCAAGCCCUUCAAUGCUGAGCCGCCUACGGAGAUCCUCUCUGACAGCUUCAUCACCCCCUCUGCUAUCUUCUUCAAAAGAAACCACCUGCCGGUUCCUCGGGUGGACCCGGCUUCAUAUCAGCUGCAGGUGGAGGGACUACCUGGAGUACUGAAGCUGUCUUUAGAGGAGCUGAAGACUCGAUUCCCCAAACACACCGUCACCGCCACGCUGCAGUGUGCCGGUAACCGCCGCUCUGAGAUGAAUAAGGUCAAGCAGGUGAAAGGACUGAACUGGGGCAUCGCUGCGAUCAGUAACGCUACAUGGGGUGGUGCGAGGCUCAGAGAUGUGCUGCUGGCCGCUGGUUACGGGUCUGAUGUGGCCAAGCGGGCUUUCCAUGUUCAGUUUGAAGGACUGGACAAAGACGUGAGCGGGACUACCUACGGUGCUUCCAUCCCUCUCAACAAGGCAGUUAGCGAGGAAGGCGAUGUGUUGCUGGCUUAUGAAAUGAAUGGCGAGGAUCUCCCUGCCGACCACGGCUACCCCGUCCGCGUCGUGGUACCAGGCACAGUGGGUGCACGCAAUGUCAAAUGGCUGGGGAAGAUCAUAGUGAGUGCAGAAGAAAGCAGCAGCCACUGGCAGCAGAACGACUACAAGGGCUUCUCCCCCGGGACGGACUGGGACACGGUGGACUUCAAGUCUGCUCCGGCCAUCCAGGAGCUGCCCAUCCAGUCCGCCAUCACCACACCGGCAGACGGUGCUGUGGUCGAUCGCAGUCUGGAAGAGGUGACGGUGAAGGGUUACGCCUGGAGCGGCGGGGGCAGAGAGGUGGUGCGUGUCGAUGUUUCUCUGGACGGAGGAAAGACGUGGCAGGUGGCCCAGAUGAGGAGCAGCGAGAAGGGACAAGCGCCCGAACCCUCGCCACCACCGGGACGAGCCUGGGCCUGGAAGCUGUGGGAGGUGACGGCUCCUCUUCCCGCCGAGGCUCAGGAGCUGGAGAUAGUUUGCAAAGCGGUUGAUAACAGUUACAACAUGCAGCCGGACACAGUUCCUCCCAUCUGGAAUCUGAGGGGCGUGCUGAGUAACGCCUGGCACAGAGUGAAGGUGAAGGUCAGAGAGGAUGAGAGUGAGGAAUAGACUCAGUGGGUCGAUCCACACUCAGAAUCCAAAAGGUUGACGCCUGAAAGAGUCAUCAGAGAGCGGUUUAAAUCUGUCACUUAGACCCGGCAGGAAAAAAAAAACAGUUUAAUAGAAAAUACAUUAGGAUUUUCUGACACACAGCUUUGAAGUAUUUAUGCAGUCAUGUUGCCUUUUGAGAUUUGAGAGACCUAGAACAAAGCUAACGGCUGUAAAUGACCAAAACAUGUCCAGUUUUAUCUAGUGCUGAUUUACUUACACUUUGGUCUUAAGUGAACACGUGAGUCCGUUCAGUCUCAAGUCUCUGAUUUGUAGAAAAGAAAACAUUUAUUUUUGUAAUCUAUUGACGUUCUCAAUGCAGCAGAUGUGCACAGUAUAUCAAAAAGGUUGAAUUAAUUGUGUGAUUAACAUGCAUCAUAAUUUAAAAAAAACUAAUAGGUUUUAUUAUAUAGUCAUUACUUUAAAUAAAGGUUACUGGAGUUGACUAGAAUUGGAGUUUACUGAGACUGGAAUCAACUCAGAAGUUUUGAAACUUUGGGAACAUCUGUUUAUCUGCAGCUGUUGCUUCGCUGAUUAACAACAUUUUGUACGUGAGAAAAUACUAAAAUAACUUUUUAGGUAAAAAGUUUGAGUAGCUUAAAGGAAAAUGAUCAGAAGCCGCUGUCUGUGGCGUAGAUCAUCAAUUAUUUUUAGUCUGCAGAUCAGCGUUGAACUGUGACCCUUCAGUCUGUGGAGCUGCCCUCCAAUGUUUCAAAGUCUGUAUGAAGUACAACACCUCACUGUGGAGACCUGGCUGAGGUUCAGCUGUGGUUAAAUACCACGACACUACACCACACUGCAGAAGUCAGAGCACUUCUUGACCACAGUUAUUAUGACUACACUGUGUUUUGUGUGAAAUGUGCAUUAUCGUUGAAGAUGAUAAAUAAAGAGCUCUAAUUUUACACUGACA